Messenger RNA from Hyalella azteca, 3359 nucleotides. RefSeq names its product ATP-dependent DNA helicase DDX11. The transcript has 20 exons. Gene Ontology annotation, biological process: nucleobase-containing compound metabolic process; establishment of sister chromatid cohesion. Gene Ontology annotation, cellular component: nucleus. NCBI's taxonomy places the organism in Eukaryota, Metazoa, Arthropoda, Malacostraca, Amphipoda, Hyalellidae. Bases 97 to 2613 code for a protein of 838 amino acids. Gene Ontology annotation, molecular function: DNA helicase activity; DNA binding; ATP binding. The record is from RefSeq and is a predicted model, not a curated record.
GCUCUAAAUUUGUUCUUGGUUGCGGUUCUUUGGUGAACAUCAAUUUUAUACGAAAUUUGUUUAUUUCAUUUAUUGCAAUUUAGCCGUCGUCUGACUAUGAGUCAGAAAUUACCAAUGCCAGAUGACUUCUCUUUCCCCUUCCCUCCAUAUGACAUCCAGCUGGAACUGAUGAAAAAAGUCUUCACAGCUCUGGAGGACCAGAAAUUAGCAAUAUUGGAGAGUCCUACAGGCACAGGUAAAUCACUGAGUCUCAUCUGCAGUGCUCUUACAUGGCUUCAUAAAUACAAUGAAGUGCAGCAGUCACGUCUGGAGAUUGAACUGAGGGCGGCCGAGGCUGCAGUGCAGCAGUGUGAGGCCGUGGAUGACUGGUUUGCAGCAGCAGGAGUGCGUCAGGCUCAGACUGAAGCUGUACAAAAUAUUAAAGAAAAACUUUCUCGGCUCAACAAAGAACGCUCUCGCAUCCAGGCAAUCAAUAUCAGAAAGAUGAAGGCAAAGAAAGAAAAAGAAAGUGAAGGAUCAUUUUCAAGCUCCUGGAAAACUCGUGAUGAGAAAACAAGUAAUAAUUCCAGGGAAAAUAUUUCUCCUCAGAAAAAAUCUCCAGUUGGAGAAGAUUUUCUUGAGGAAGAGUUGGACCUGUUGCUCAAUGAUGACGUGGAUGAGUCGUCUGAGCUGGAAGAAGCGGCAGAUGAAGAUGAAGAAGAAGGCUGCAUUAAAAUUUAUUACUGCAGCAGAACGCACUCUCAGCUCUCACAGUUCAUAGGGGAGUUGCAGAAGACGAGGUUUGGAGGCGCGCAGACUCGCGUCGUAGCACUCGCCUCCCGCCACAACCUGUGCAUUAAUCCUGACGUGAUGCGCUUAAAGCAUCCAAAUCUUGUCAACGACAGAUGCCUAGACCUGCAGCGCGGUAGCAGUGGUUGCGUCAGUCUUAGCUGCGCUGACGGCAACACCAAGGGGCAGAAGCGCAGCAAAGCGAACCAGGCCUGCCCCUGGAACCGUCCUAACGCAGUGCGGGCUCUGGGAGACGAGUUGCUGACUAACGUACAAGACCUGGAGGAUGCCGUGAAGGAGGGUAAGGCUCUUAAGGCCUGUCCUUACUAUGCUGCCAGAACUGCCCUCAGAGAUGCUCAGCUGGUGCUGGUACCAUACAACACGGUACUGCAGCCUGGUACACGAGAGGCGUGCGGUGUGAGGCUCAAGAACAAUUGCCUCAUCGUGGACGAGGCGCACAACUUGCUGGGCACCCUGGCCUCCGUGCAGGAGCUUACCCUGUCGCUGGCCCAGGUGUGUAGGAGCCGCGAGCAGGUGCAGCAAUACCUGCAACGCUACGAAAGCAGACUGUCUGCACGCAACCUGCUGCAUCUCAACCAACUGCUCUUCUGCCUCAAAGCCUUCAGCAGCGUCCUGCAACCCGAACUCAAUGCCAAGACUGCCAAGAACAAUGCUACUGAAGCGCCCGACAUGGUAACGACAUGUGCAGCGUCAGACGUCGGUGGAGCUGAGGAGGUGAUGGGUGGAAACCCUUUCCUGGUGUGCGUGGAGCUCUUCAGGAGACUCGUGACGAGUCAUGCCAGCGCUCGUGUUCUCGUCAAUGUUGAUGACUCUUCUCGGACCAUCAAGUAUCUGGUGCUAGAUCCUGCCUCUCACUUCCACGACAUUGUGCGUCAGUGCAGGUCAGUGAUCCUGGUGGGAGGUACCAUGAAGCCAUUCCAGGAGUUCCGUGAGCAGCUGUUCUAUGCCGCAGGGGCGCCCGAGACCCGCGUGAUGGAACUGUCGUGUGGACACGUGGUGCCCUCCGAGAACGUCUUGCCCGUGGCGCUCUCCACGGGUCCUACGGGCGUCACACUCGACCUCACACACGCGAAUAGAAACCAACCUCACGUGGUGCAAGAAGUUGGUCGUGUGCUUUACAACGCGUGCUGCGUGGUGCCUGCUGGCGUCGUGGUGUUUCUGCCUUCAUACCAAUACUCCGAGCUGUUCCUGAGCCUCCUACGCAAGCAGGGUCUCUUGGAUAAGAUUGAGACCAAGAAGAAAGUGUUCGUGGAGCCUCGCUCAGCCAGCGCCGUCGGUGCUCUCCUCGCCGCCUACGCCACGGCCGUCCGCCGCAGCGCCGAGGCCGCGCCGGGGCAGUGCAACGGCGCUGUGCUUUUCUGUGUCGUUGGUGGGAAGAUGAGCGAAGGAAUAAAUUUCAGUGACGGGCUUGGCAGAUGCGUCGUGAUGGUCGGACUGCCUUACCCCAACACCCAGAGCGUCGAGCUCAGGGAGAGGAUGAAACAUCUCGACGCUAAACACUUCGAAGCUAUGCGCCUCCACGGGAAAAAGAUCCAAGAAAACUCUAAAGCAGAAGAACCAAGUAGAGCGCAACGUUCGGGCGGAGAGGCGUACUACCACAACCUCUGCUUCAGGGCCGUCAACCAGAGCAUCGGGCGAGCUAUUCGGCACAGGCAAGAUUACGCUUGUAUGUUGCUUCUGGACCAGCGAUACUCGAGACAGUCGACGGUGUCUGCACUGCCGGACUGGAUCUCUCGUUCACUGCUUCGUGCGGACAAAUAUCCAAGCGCUCAUGCCGCUGUAGCUAAAUUCUUCGCACAUCAUAAGCAGAAGCAGCAGCGGUAAAGCGACGACGGGGCGAGUGAAAUGAUUUGCAAUAUCUGUGAUACUAACUGAGAUCUGAAAAAAGUAAGGAAAUGAAAGAAAGUAGAGUAGAAAUUGAAGUUGUAUAUAAUAGCAUUUAGUAGUGAAGUUAUACAAAUUCAAUCGUUCAUAAGAGAGUAUCUAAACAAGCAUUUAAGGUUUAAUGGAAUGUUCGCUGCAUAGCACCCAAUCUGUUACGUGCCUACCUGAACGUUGAUCAUAACUGUAAUAAAGUAUCUUUAUAAUGUAGGUAUAUAAAUAAUGUGGUCAUUUUGUUACAAUAAUUAAAAUGCAGAGUAAUGAUAUUAAAUUUGGCUAAAAAUUCUUAUCGGGGAUCGUAAUGAGGAAACUAAAAGAAAUUCGGACGCUUCAUUGCUUGGUCGUAUUGUUUUUGCGAUCGAGGCGGAGAAAUUUGAUCUGAUCAAUUGUAAUAAAAUUAGAAAAAAUCAAGAUCAUUUAGUAAAUUUAACAUUUCACCUUACGCAAGUCGUGAUAGAAAUUCUAAAUUGAAUACAUAUGUAAAGCCUAUCAUAAAUCAAUCAACGUCUUAGUGUUAAGCUUCUAUGUGUAUAAGUACCCAUUACAAUGUAAUUAAGUUUAUAAUAAACUGAGCAGUAAAUACUUGCAGGUUUUGUUCCGAAUUGUAAGCCAUGCGAGAAAAAUCUGUAAAAAAUUACUAAUGCUAUCGUCAUUCGAACCUCAAUGGUGAAUGGAAUAGAAAUGUUUAU